AUGCCAUUACAAGACGUAUCACAUGAUCUUGCAAUGAUCGACUGGCUUCGCCAGUCUGGUCAUGCACAUUUACUUGAUGAACGACUUCUAAAUGCUAAUAUUUCAUCGUCUCCACCACCAUUCAAUUAUCCAUAUGGACAAACACAUUCAUUAUCUUCUCCAAUACCUGGUCAUAACAUGGGUUAUGAUAGUAGUGGUUCUCCAAUAAAUCCGCUCAAUCAAUCUUCAUCAUUUCAUCAACCACCUUUUCUUCAAUCAUCACAUUAUGAUGGUGGUGCUAGGUCAUUAUCACCACCAAUACUACCUCAAUCAUAUGGUCAUCAAUCAAGUCCUUUACCUUUUCAUUCAUCUCCUACACAAUUUCUUUCACCUGAUGUGCAUCAGCACCAACUUGAUGCUGAUAUUGAAAAUAUGAAACGUGAUCCAAAUACUCGUGUUGUUCAACGUCCUCCACAAGACGAUGUUGUUUACAAACAACGAGUCUUUGUGAGAUAUUUACAACCGCCGACACCACCUGUGGGUGGAACGAUUAUUGUCCGAGAAAAGCAACCACCACUACCACCACCUGAUCCACCUAUUGUUAUUAAACGUGCUCCACCUCCACCUCCUACUCCGCCACCAGUUACUAUUCGUGAGCGUCCACCACCAAUGCCACCUCCUGAAGGUACAACUGUAAUUGAUAAAUUAGUUCCACCCGGACCAAAACCACCACGUCAAGUAAUCAUCGAACAAUAUCCACCAUUACCACCCAAGCCUCGAGAUGUUAUUAUUGAACGAUGGCUUCCACUGCCGCCGCGACAACGACGUAUUCUUUAUGAACGUGUACCGCCUCCCAUCCCACAAGUUACAAGACCCAUUGUUGUUCAAUAUGGUUCACCACAUGUUCGUGUUCAACGUGAAGUUGUUAUGACACCUGGCACACAACUUCCUUAUCAGACAGUAGCUGGUCGUACGGAUAUCAAUCAACUUUUAUGUCAAAUUGGUGGCAGUCAACCAGUUUGUCCACCUUUGUGUUCUUCAUCCCUUACUUCCUAUAAUCCAUAUACAUCAAUACAACCGAAUAGUGGUGUUUUUGGUCAAUCUCAGCCAAAUAUUGUUAUUAUGCAAGGUGGACAACCAAAUAUCAUGCCAUCAUCAAUUUAUGGCACGCCAUUAACCUGUGUGUGUACACCCAGUUCAGCUGCAGGUUUAGCUGCCUAUGGAUCUGGUGUAUCAACAAUACCAGCUUGUGGUCAAUCGACUGGACAAACAGCAAUCUUCAAUGUACCAGAUAAUGUGCCAAUUGAAAAUAUUCUUCGUCAACUUGGUAUUGAUCCAUGUACUAUACAGCCUUCAGCUAGUUUACCAUUCUCAGAUCCUCGUUCCGCAGUAUCACAUGUAUGGAAUGCUGCUUCCCAUGCAAAUCAAAUGGAUCCUCGUACUGCAGUAUCACAUGUGUGGAAUGCUGCUUCCCAUGCAAAUCAAAUGGAUCCUCGCUCUGCCGUAGCACAUGUUUGGAAUGCAGCUUCUCAUGCAAAUCAAACAGAUCCUCGCUCUGCAGUAUCACACGUUUGGAACGCAGCUUCUCACGCAAAUCAAAUGGAUCCUCAUUCCGCAGUAUCACAUGUUUGGAAUGCAGCGUCUCAUGCAAAUACAAUAAAUCCUAAUACCGCAGUAUCACAUGUUUGGAAUGCCGCUUCUCAUGCAAAUCAAACAGAUCCCUAUUCCGCAGUAUCACAUGUCUGGAAUGCAGCUUCCCAUGGAAAUCCACCGUAUCCAACAGAUCCUCAUUCAGCAGUGUCACAUGCUUGGAAUGCAGCAGCACAUGGUGCUGGUUUUAAUCAAGAUGGUUCUCCAGCUGCAGGGCGUGCUUGGGACAGAAUCGAGCAGUAUCUUCACGGACAAUCUGGUGAUGCAGUUCGAUCUGUAUGGGAUCAUAUUCCUCAUCCAAGUUCACCACCUCCACAAUCCAAUUAUCCGCCACCAGCAAUGCCACCUAGCUACCCACCACCCCCAUCGAGUUAUCCGCCGCCACCUCCAAUGAGCUAUUCUCCACCACCACCAUCUUCAUAUCCACCACCCGGAGGAAUGAGUAGUGCUGGAUCAAGUGUUUUAGCUCGUCUUUUUGGUGGAGGUGGAUAA
Messenger RNA from Rotaria sp. Silwood1, 2121 nucleotides. NCBI's taxonomy places the organism in Eukaryota, Metazoa, Rotifera, Eurotatoria, Philodinida, Philodinidae. The record is from the annotation of a GenBank genome assembly.